AUGCAAGAGUCAUCAAAGUCACCUGAGUUUGCUUCAUAUUUCUCCCCUAUACAGCACGGCAUUGCGACACCUGGAGGAGCUGAGCUGCUUACACACCAUAUUCAGAUCUUAUUGGAGCAAAAUCCUGAUUGGUCAAUCCUUAAAACAGAUGUCAGGAAUGCCUUCAAUUCUGUUUCAAGGGAACGACUUCUUCAGCAAAUUGCUAAAGACUUUCCUGAUAUCUAUCCUCAUGUCAAGCAGUUGUACGGGGAAUCAAGCAAGCUGAUAUACGUCACUGACAAGGGAGUUGAGUUAUUAACAUCAAGUGAAGGAGUUCAUCAAGGAGACCCUUUGGGACCUGCUCUUUUCUCAGCUACUAUCCAUCCUAUUUUAUGUGAGGUGAUCAAGAGACAUGAGGGUGUUACUAUGCUGGCAUAUCUAGAUGACAUCUAUGUGGUAGGUCCAGUCAAUAGUCUUCGAAAUAUUUUGGAUGAUUUGAAGUCUUCCCUGUCCACGUUGCAUUUGGAAAUUUUAGACAGAAAGUGUGAGUUGUUUUGUCCCUCUGGUAAUGUCUGUAAUUUUCCAACUCCAGUUACCUCUGAUGGCACUAUUAUACUAGGCACACCAGUAGGAAAACCUGAAUUUGUUCGUUCUCAAUGUGCUGACAUUGCCAAGGGUGGGAAGGAACUUUGCCGUGAAUUGGCCCUGCUGAAUAAUCGGCAAAUCUCCAUGCUGAUUCUACGACACUGUCAUGUGCCUAGAUUGAACUACUUGGCAAGGCAAGUAUUUCCUCGUGAUCUAGAACUGGCAGCAGUCAUCCAUGACAAAAUGACUAGAUCUUCAUUUGUGGACAUCAUUGGUUUCAAUCAUUUGAAUGAUACAGCCUGGAAACAAGCGACUCUAAAGCUGAAGAAUGGAGGCUUUGGUUUAACACAGAUUGGACAAAUUUCUCAUGCUGCUUUUGUGUCUUCUUGGUGUCAAUCAAUGAAAGAAUUGCCAUCUCGUUUCUUAUGUAUGACUGACUUGGUUGAUUAUCUUACUUCUUCUAAAGAAAAGUCGGGGUCGAUUGGCUCAGAAGUAAUUUCUAGCUUUUCCGACUUGCCACCAUUGUCCAAGUCAGCUGACAAUGAUGAAGAUUUUCAAACACUUGAUGACAUCAUCGCUUAUCCUAAGAAACUGCAGCACCGUCUUUGUACUGAGAUAAACGAAAUUAAUGUGUCUGAACUCAUUGCUCAGGCUCCUUCUGAUAAAGAUGCGGCAAGGCUGCGGUCAUUGCAAGGUCGUGGAGCCGGAGAUUGCGUCCUAUUUGAGGUUGGGAUUGGCUUUACCGUUUACCAAGUGGGUGAAAGUGUGUGACUGUGGACAACAACUGGAUCAACAAGGAUACCACCUACUAACAUGUAAAUAUGGAGGAGGUCCUGUCUGGACCCACAAUACUAUCUUGAAGGGUUGGAGUGAAUGUUUGAGUGAUUUGCACAUUCCCCAUCAAACCGAACCCCGGCAUCGUUUUGUUAGUAGCGAAAACCGUCCUGAUAUGACACUCUUUGAUUCUGAAACAGGACAGAAUCUUGACGUGGAUGUUUCAUUAGCACACCCAUGGAGUAAGGAUGCUCUCAACCACGCACACAGAGAAGAAGGGUAUGCUGCAAAAGUAAGAGAGGAGAAGAAACUAAAGAAAUACUCAGGAGAGGUCCUGCAUGGUGGUUUAUCAUCCAAGUGUGUUCCACUAGUCUUUGAACAUUUUGGUUUGUGGGGCUCGCACGCACACAAGUUUUUGUCUCAUAUAUCUAGGCAAAGCUACAAUACCACUCAUGCACAUCCUUUUAACAGCGCUCAACGUUUUAAGGCAUUCUGGAGAAAGCAAUUUUCCAUCAUUCUUCAGAGAUGCAACGCCAGAGUGAUUUCGAGGAAGCUGUCGAGAUUUUCAUGCAGUACAAACGACAGUGACAUAAUGUUUGACUGCAAUGUUGUAGGCCAAGUCCAUUAAUGUGUUAUAAUUUGCUUAGUUAUGAAGGACUGGUAGAUAUUUGAAAGUUUCCUGUACAUACGUAGAGUUUUGAUGAUAAUAAAUGAACCUGUCUGACUGACUGUCUGUCUGUCUGUCUGUCUGUCUGUCUGUCUGUCUGCAUGACUGUCUGUCUGACUGUCUGUCUGACUGUCUGUUUGUCUGUCUGUCUGUCUGACUGACUGUCUGUCUGACUGUCUGUCUGACUGUCUGUCUGUCUAUCUGUCUGUCUGUCUGUCAAUACAUAUAUUUUCAAACAUUGAACUAUUAUACACCAUCUAAGCAAAGUAACUAAAUACUACCCAAGCCAAUAGGGCUUGGUUCUACCUACAACCAUUUAUGUUUAUGUUGCUGUCUCUUGAAACAAUCUUCUUUAUUUUUCUGUCAAUCACUCUAGCAUUUGAUCGUUGUAGACACAUAGAAAACACAGAUCUCCAGUAUGUCUUGAAGGUUGAUGCAUUUGGCUUUCCGUCUUCGUUUCUUGAUAGCUGUGUCUGUAUGUCUGUCUGUCUGUCUGUCUGUCUGUCUGUCUGUCUGUCUGUCUGUCUGUCUGUCUGUCUGUGUUUCUGUCUGUCUGUCUGUCGUUCGCUUGUUUCUUGUGUACCGUACUGUUGUUGUCCAAUAUUAUUUCUGAACCAAUGCUUACUUUUGGUUGUUUCUCGGUCUCUUUGUCUAUCUCUGUUGUUUGGUUGUUCUUUGUGUGCCUUGGUAGUGUAUUCAAGAUUGCUUCUUAUUUGCAAUAAUUACGUUUUUGCUUUGAAUUAUAUAGGUCGGUGAUAGUAUUCCAUUGAAACUUUUGUACCACUUCUCGUGUUUCUCACUUUGUGGCGUUAUCAGUAUCCUGGUAGAAGCGUUCCUGAAAGUCUACGCGUCCAACAAAACUUGGCGUUGCAGAGUAAUGCAGUUUUUAAGUGUGAAGGAAUAGUCUAAUUAGCUGAAGUUCUGCGAGGCUAUACGAAUAUUAUACUUACCGAAUUUAGUAUAAUAUACAAACAAACGAUCUAGUCCGCUGUCAAGCGACUUUCCACUUGGCAAACGCUGUGUUAUAUAGCUAUAACUGUAGCCGUCCUCGCUAGUGCAACAACACACAGAGCACAAGAAUCCCUCUAUGUAAAAAGAAGACUGAGGAUUUGGCACGUUCGUCUCUAUAGAUCUGCCACACAGAAUCGAAAUCACCUCCAACAGCUGGUCCAUGCAUGCACACAUGACAUUAAUUGACACCUCGUUAAUCACAAUCUAAACAAGUUCUCUACCCAAAGCAGGUGCGCAUUAUAACUUCAAAUUACCUGCAUACGCAUUGCCUUCGUUUUCUGG
Messenger RNA from Corticium candelabrum, 3298 nucleotides. RefSeq lists its product as uncharacterized. The transcript has 3 exons. The coding region runs from base 1 to 1335 and encodes 444 amino acids. The record is from RefSeq and is a predicted model, not a curated record. Lineage: Eukaryota; Metazoa; Porifera; Homoscleromorpha; Homosclerophorida; Plakinidae.